AUGAGGUUCACGAAGCCGGAAUGGGUCAUGCACAAAGACUCCGCCAUGCGCGGCGACACGAACGAGAAGCGCGUCUCGAUGUUUUCCUGCCAUGUGCACCCCGACGGCUCGCGGAUCGCAACCGGCGGGCUCGACGCCAAGGUGCGCAUCUGGUCGACGCGCCCGAUCCUGAGCAGCGCCGCCGAGGCGUCCGGCCGGCCGGCCAAGUCGCUCUGCACGCUCACAAUGCACACCGGUCCGGUGCUCGUCGUCCGCUGGGCGCACUCGGGGCGGUGGCUCGCGAGCGGGAGCGACGACGAGAUCGUGAUGAUUUGGGACUUGGACCCGAAUGCGAAGGGGAAGGUGUGGGGGUCGGACGAGGUCAAUGUGGAGGGUUGGAAGCCCCUCAAGCGACUUGUCGGACACGAGAGUGAUGUCACGGACGUUGCGUGGUCUCCGGGGGAUCGGUAUUUGGCCUCGGUGGGAUUGGACUCAGCCGUGUUCGUUUGGUGUGGAUUUACGCUGGAGAGACUUCGCAAGAUUGACCAACAUCAAGGCUUUGUGAAGGGUGUAUGCUGGGACCCUGUCGGAGAGUUCCUUGCCACUGGCUCUGACGAUAGGUCUGUACGAAUAUGGAGGACAACCGACUGGGAGCUGGAGGCGGAGGUCAAGAAACCUUUUGACCAUUCCCCGGGCACUUUCUUCAGGAGGUUGAGUUGGUCGCCGGAUGGCGCGCAUAUAACAGCUUCAAAUGCCACAAACAACGAUGGCUAUGUUUUCAUCGCCGCAGUGAUCUCAAGAAAUUCGUGGACAUCAGAAAUCAGUUUGGUAGGGCACGAGAAUACAAUAGAGGUCGCCGCGUACAACCCCCACAUCUUCUUAAGAGACCCUUCACAACCAAUCGCGGCCCAUAAUAUCUGUUCCGUGGUGGCACUUGGUGCAGACGACCGCGCAGUGUCCGUCUGGCAAACAAAAGCCCCUCGUCCGCUGGUUGUCGCCAAGGAUGUGUUCGAACGCCAAAUCAUGGAUCUCAGCUGGUCAAAGGACGGACUCACUCUGUACGCCGUGUCAUCAGACGGAACUAUGGCGGUGUUCAACUUCGACGUUGACGAGCUGGAAGGGAUCUCUCCACAAUCUGCCCAAGACCAAUACCUCAAGCGGUUUGGCUUCGUGGCACCUCCGCUUCCCGAAGGUUUCUCGCACCAGGGCCCAGAGGAGCCCACCCGCGCUUCUAUCAACCGUAUCACCCCCCCUCCCUCGCCUCGUGGGCACACGCAAGACUUCGGUGUCGCCUCAACCCCCGGCCCCACUGGAGAGCAUAUUAACACGCUUGUGGCGAAGCGCAAGCCAAAGAAGCGUCUCCAGCCCAUACCCGCUAGCUCCGUCCCUUCCUCCUCCCUCAACGGCAUCCUUUCCUCCAGAGCAGCCGCCCGCUUCCCCAACGCCUCCCAAGUGCAGAUCAACGUACCAUCUACCUCCGCGCUGCCGCUCGCCGUCUCACAGCCAUUCGGGAGCGCGAGCGGGUUCGGGCUGGGGCUCAGCACUGGAGCCGGGGACGACUUCGCGAUGGACGUGGAUGAGGGCGAGGUCCGCAUCUCGUCGUUAGACACAACCGCGCAGAGCGGCAGGGGCAAGCGGCGUGCGGGCGACGACUUCGAUGAGCGCGGAUCCACGAUCAAGCCUCGCACACUCGGUGGAGACCGAGUGCGCGAGAGUGUUGCGGCUCGCCCGUUGGCGAGUCGUGCACCAGUGUCGUCUGCGAGCAUGAGCGGAGGAGCCGGUUGGGCCGAAGGGUCGAGUCUGGCCGGAUUGUUGGUGCCGCCGCAGUUGGUUACGUAUCUGAAGGCUGGUAUUGAAGGGAGCGACGACAUCGUUGAGGGCAGAAACUCGGAAGAAGAUGAACCUAAUGAGGUGCUCUACGUGAGCGGGAAGCAGACGCAAUGGCUCGACUACGUACAGUCACCGAUCCUGGCGCUCACUGCGACAGCCUCAUUCUGUGCGGCCGCAAUGCAAGAUGGAUCCGUGAAUGUAUAUUCACAUACAGGGAGGAGAAUUAUGCCGUCCCUGAGUCUCGGCUCCCAAUGCUACGCCCUCUCCGGCGCCAAGAACAUGCUCAUGGCCCUCACCGCCUCUGGCAUGCUCUACGUCUGGGACGUCAAGAAGCAAGCCGCCAAGUUCCCACCCACCUCCAUCUCCCCCAUCCUCGCCUCCCCCAACAGCACCAUCCUCUCCGCCGCGGUCCGGCCGAACGGAACGCCCGUCCUCCAGCUCGGCGACGGCCUCGCGCAUUCGUAUGACGCCCUCCUCUGCGCAUGGACGAAGCUCGCGGAGCCGUGGUGGGCCGAAGGUUCGGACGCGUGGCAGGGCCGGUCGCGGUCAAGCGCCGCCGCCGCCGCGCGCGGGCCGCUCACCACGCUCGAGAGCGCGAUCGCGGAGCGGGUGAGCCCGGACGACGGGCGCGCGGAGAAGGUGCGGCCGACGUGGUGGGGCGCGGCGAUGACGCUUGGGCACCUGGAGAGCAAGCUGCACGCGGCGCGGGCGUUGGAGAGCCCGCAGGAAUACAAGCAGGCGCUGCUGCUGUACGCGAAGCGGAUCGCGGACGAGGGGUUCCGCGGGAAGGCGGAGGAGCUGGUGAAGGAGCUGUUUGGGCCGGUGUAUUGGCGUCCUGGGAGGGACGACUCGUGGUGUCCUACUGUUGCUGGCACGCCCAAGCGGGACCUCCUGAAGGAGGUGUUGACCAUCUUCGUGCGAAGCAAGACGCUUGCGAAGCUCGGGCUGGACUGGCAAGACAUUCUCAAGCGGUCUCUUCAGCAGGACGAUUGA
This is a messenger RNA of Epithele typhae, 2802 nucleotides long. Its product is annotated as WD40 repeat-like protein. Lineage: Eukaryota; Fungi; Basidiomycota; Agaricomycetes; Polyporales; Epitheliaceae. Bases 1 to 2802 code for a protein of 933 amino acids. Gene Ontology annotation, molecular function: nucleosome binding; protein binding. Gene Ontology annotation, cellular component: nucleus; HIR complex. The record is from RefSeq and is a predicted model, not a curated record. The transcript has 12 exons. Gene Ontology annotation, biological process: DNA-templated transcription; chromatin remodeling; regulation of DNA-templated transcription.